AUGCUUUUCGCGGCUGAAACAAUAUUCAUGGAUGGCACGUUUUCAACAUGUCCAAGCAUGUUUGAUCAAGUUUAUACAAUUCAUGCGAUAAAAUAUGAUCAGUCCUUUCCUUGUGUUUUUGGCUUAUUACCAAAUCGACAGAAAAGUACAUGUCACUUUAUGUUUCGUGAGUUGAAAGCACUAGCUGUACAAAUGGAAAUGAACUUUUCACCAAAAUUAAUCAUGAGUGAUUUUGAACCAGGUCUAUUAGCUGUAGUUGCACUCAAAUUUAUUACAGCAACACAUUUAUCUUCAUAUAAUAAUGAUGAUGAUAUUAAAAAAUAUUAUCGAAAAUUAAUGGCGCUUCCUUUAAUACCAGAAGCGAUUAUCGAAGAUACUUAUGAUGAAUUAAUCGCUACAAUGCCAUCAACAUUAAAGGACACAUUAAAGGAUUUAUUACAAUAUUUUCAGGAACAAUGGCUUAACAAAGUUCCUAUUUCUCAAUGGUGUGUACAUGGUCUCAACAUCAGAACCAACAAUAAUGCUGAAGAUGAUCUUUUUCUUGUAUUUAACUCAGAAAUUUAUCUUCUUAUGCUUCAUUUAGCAUUUCAUAGUCGCUUCAAUCGUCGAGUACAAAUUAACCAUCCAAAUAUGUGGUCAUUUAUUAAGCUUCUUCAAGGAGAAGAAAACCGUUUUCAUCAUAUGUAUGUUCAAUUCAUGGCAGUCUUAGGGACACGAUCGAAACAAGCUAAAACAGUUGCUAUUCAACGUCGUAUGGAUAAACUUGGAGAAAGAUAUUAUGAUGGAGCAAUAAAUGCUAUGGAAUAUUUAGAUGGUUUAUCAUUUGUAGUUGCUAAACGGAAAAAAUAA
Messenger RNA from Rotaria sp. Silwood2, 849 nucleotides. The record is from the annotation of a GenBank genome assembly. Lineage: Eukaryota; Metazoa; Rotifera; Eurotatoria; Philodinida; Philodinidae.